GUCUCGUGGACAUAAUGGCUCGUGGCGCUUUGAGACAAGGACGCUAAGUAGUGAAGAGGGAGACGUGCAUACCUGCAGUAGAAACGACUGACGAAGCCAAUAAGCAGUUGGAUGACAUUAUUUCAGCGCAUGGUCUUACUUUUUCAGAGGAACUGCAUUGAGAUAAGAGGGCAGCGAGGUUUACAGGAAUUGCACUUGAACGAUGCUACCAAAUUUGGAGACACUGGACUGUGGCGACUCUACGAAAGUUUCUACCUAAAUCGUUCACGUAAAAACAGUGAAGGAUUAAGCCACACACUUUGUGGGAAAAACAAUGAAAUACCGUUGCGCACACGGCAAUGAUGCUGUGAAGAAGCGACACUAAUUGGCGCUAAUUCUGGUCACCAUCGAUUGCUGUGAACCUUCCGCGCGACCUGUUGUGGUGUCUCAGAUGGAAAAACUGUCAAAUGUUGAAGUAAUUUUGCAGCUCGCGAUGAAGGCAAGGAUAAACUAACAGUCGCGUGAGAUGAGAUGGCCUAGCAACCAUGUCUCAGCUCUACUACCGCCGCACGGACAACUCGUCGUACCGCGACCGCAUACCGCUGCGCAUCGUGCGGGCCGAGUCGGAGCUGUCGGCGCAGGAGAAGGCCUACUUGAGCGCCGUAGAGAAGGGCGACUACGCCAGCGUCAAGCAGGCCCUGGAGGAGGCCGAGAUCUACUUCAAGAUCAACAUCAACUGCGUCGACCCGCUGGGCCGCACGGCGCUGCUCAUAGCCAUCGAGAACGAGAACCUGGAGAUCAUUGAGCUGCUGCUCAGCUACAACGUGUACGUCGGGGAUGCGCUCCUACACGCCAUUCGCAAGGAGGUGGUGGGGGCUGUGGAACUGCUACUCAACCACAAGAAGCACAGAGGAGAGAAACAGGUCCCUCCCGCACUGCUGGACAAGCAGUUCUCAGACUUUACACCGGACAUCACGCCCAUCAUCCUGGCGGCACACACCAACAACUAUGAGGUCAUCAAGAUUAUUAUCCAGAAGGGGGUGUCCAUCCCGCAGCCCCACGAGGUGCGCUGCAACUGCGUGGAGUGCGUGUCCAGCUCGGACGUGGACAGCCUGCGGCACUCCCGCUCGCGCCUCAACAUCUACCGAGCGCUGUCGUCGCCCUCGCUCAUCGCCGUCUCCAGCGAGGACCCUUUCCUCACGGCGUUCCAGCUCAGCUGGGAGCUGCAGGAGCUCAGCAAAGUGGAGAACGAGUUUAAAGCGGAGUACACAGAGCUCUCGAAGCAGUGCAAGAAGUUCGCCAAGGACCUGCUGGAUCAGACUCGGAGCUCGCGGGAGCUGGAGCUCAUCCUGAACUUCCGGGAUGACAUCAACAUGCUGCAGGACGACAGCCACAACGACCUGGCCCGGCUCAAGCUUGCCAUCAAGUACCGCCAGAAAGAGUUCGUGGCGCAGCCCAACUGCCAACAGCUGCUGGCGUCCCGCAGGUAUGACGAGUUCCCGGGCUGGCGUCGGCGCCACUGGGUGGGCAAGCUGAUCACCAGCAUCUUCAUCGGCCUGCUGUUCCCGCUCUUCUCCCUCUGCUACCUGGUGGCCCCCAAGAGCCGCUACGGCCUCUUCAUACGCAAGCCCUUCAUCAAGUUCAUCUGCCACACCGCCUCCUACCUCACCUUCCUCUUCCUCCUGCUGCUGGCCUCGCAGCGGAUCGACUCCUCCACCGACCCCAACCGCCAGGGCCCGCCCCCCACCACUGUGGAGUGGAUGAUACUGCCAUGGGUCGUGGGCUUCAUCUGGACGGAGAUUAAGCAGAUGUGGGACGGGGGCCUCCACGACUACAUUCACGACUGGUGGAACCUCAUGGACUUCGUGAUGAACUCCCUCUACUUGGCCACCAUCUCGCUCAAGAUUGUGGCCUACGUGAAGUACAGCGACUGCAAGUCGCGCACCAACUGGGAGAUGUGGCACCCGACGCUGGUGGCUGAGGCCCUGUUCGCCAUCGCCAACAUCUUCAGCUCGCUGCGGCUCAUCUCGCUCUUCACGGCCAACUCGCACCUGGGCCCGCUGCAGAUCUCGCUGGGCCGCAUGCUGCUGGACAUCCUGAAGUUCCUCUUCAUCUACUGCCUGGUGCUGCUGGCCUUCGCCAACGGCCUCAACCAACUCUACUUCUACUACGACUCCAAGCACGAGGGCUGUAAAGGGGUGCGCUGCGAGCGCCAGAACAACGCCUUCUCCACGCUCUUUGAGACGCUCCAGUCUCUCUUCUGGUCCAUCUUUGGCCUGAUAAGCCUGUAUGUGACCAAUGUGCAGCCUGAGCACGUCUUCACUGAGUUUGUGGGCGCCACCAUGUUUGGGACGUACAACAUCAUCUCUCUGGUGGUACUCCUCAACAUGCUGAUCGCCAUGAUGAACAACUCCUACCAGCAUAUAGCCGAUCACGCUGACAUCGAAUGGAAGUUUGCCAGGACCAAGCUGUGGAUGAGCUACUUUGAGGAGGGCGGGACGCUCCCCACCCCCUUCAACAUCAUCCCGAGCCCCAAGUCUGUCUGGUACCUCAUCCAGUGGAUCCGACGCAACAUCUUGAAAGAGAGGGAGAAACUCACAGAGUCCUUCGGAUCCCUGGGGAGGAGGGCCGCUGAAAAUGUCAGAAUAAAGAACCAGUAUCAGGAGGUGUUGAGGAACUUGGUGAAGAGAUACGUGGCUGCCAUGAUCAGAGAUGCCAAGACGGAGGAAGGCCUGACCGAGGAGAACUUCAAGGAGCUGAAGCAGGACAUCUCCAGCUUCCGCUACGAGGUGAUGGGCAUGAUGAAGGGCAACCGGAGCUGCGUGCCCGCCCUGAGCCCGCGCGACGCCGCCUGCGGCUUCACCAGCCCCGUGCCGGACCACCUCAUGCCCUACGUGCUGCCCCCCACCCUGGGCCCCAGUUCCUCCCGCGCCAAGCUCAACCUGUACGAGGUCACCACAAUUCUGCAGCACCAUCACCACCACCACCAACCACAACAACAACAACAACAGCUGCAGGGUAUCUCGGAUACUUCCACCUCCACCUCCACCGCCAUCACCAUCACUGCUCCUCCUGUGGCCAUCACAGCCACCGUUGGCAUGGACGCUGCUGGUAGCCUAGGCAACGGCAUGGUAAACCUUCCACGGGACGAGGCGUGUGUAGCCACUGUCGGCGAGCCAUCAGGCCCUGUGGCAUGCAGCCCCUCCACUUCCUCCUCCUCGUCUGGUGCUACUUCCUGUCGGGAGAGCACGUGCAGGAAAGACUUCCCCCGGGACAUGGGCAGCUUCGACCUGUUUCAGAAGAGGGGCAGUCAGGGCAGGAAGAGUGUUAGCAGCAACAGCAGGGGACUAGGAGACCGACAAAGCGGCAUCUACUCCGUCUCAGAGGAGGCAGACGAGACAGACGGAGAGCAGACAGAUGAGAGAGCGGGGGAUGAGGAAGGAAGAGGAGGAAGAGAGGAGGAGGAGGAGGGAGACGUGGAGGAGGCUGAGGAGGAGGAGAGUGAUGGAGACGAGGGGGAGGGUGUUGAAAGACGUCGUCUGUCAAGCCAUGUGGAAGGAGAGAAUAAGAAGCGAAUGAGCAGAGAAGAGCAAACACAGGAAGUGGAGGAGGAGGAGGAAGAAGAGGAAGAUGAGCUGGAGAGGGGAACACUAGAAAAAGACAAAACAGAGCCCCUGCUGAGGAGAGAUGGUGAAGGAUCAGUGCACUCGCUUGCCAGAUGAAGACAGAUAAGCUGAGUGAGGAUUGGAAUAAUAAAGCUGUGCGGUGGACAUAUAGUACAGAAUAUAGAGGGUAAAGGAUAUGCCCCUUGGACUCGCCAAACGCUCCAUGGAGGCGAACCUGAGAGGUUGUGCUUCUGUCGUCUCAGGGAAUUGGUGUAUUGCGUUUGUCCAUACGGGACGUGGAGGGGCUUGGAGGCCUAAAAUACUACAGACAUUUUGAAGAUUUUUGUCAUUCCCAAAGUGGACCUCUGACUUUUCCAAUAGUAUUCUAUGUGGUGUUCUAAUCUAUACAACAAGUGGUUGGAAAGUUAUCUCACUACCUACAUACAUACCCACGUAUUCACCUAAAUCAUGCAUACACUGGAAGUUGUAUGGUUACAGGCAUUACCUAUCCACCAGAGCAAUAGCUAUUAUACAUGUAUUUAAACUUCCCACCAACCCUGUAUUUUGCUGCCCCUGCUUGACGUUGCUGGUUUUGCACAAACAAAUAUAGCUGGAUAGCAAUCCCCUUCAGUAACAGAAUGGAUCAAGAAUCCAGGAUCUAGUCGAUGAGUAGUUGGGUAUAUGACAUUUCAAAGUCAAGGGGUACAAUGUGGCCAAAAUCUUAUUCUGUUCAAGCCAGUGAUAUCAGGGUGGAGUUGAGAUAGUAAAAACCUGUCACGGUUUGCUUCCAACAUAGUUGACUUCACUGAGUAGUUAAUGUUCUAGUGCUCAUUCUAAUCAGUUGUUUGGCUUAUUGGGUUAACUUUCAAGCUUAGUACUGCCGCUCAUUUAUUUCUUGGCUGUCUGUAGCCUGUCAUUAGACACAGAGAAACGUCUAAACUUUGGACAAUGUCUAUGCAACAAGCUCAACGUUACAUUAGUUACUUGGCUUCUUCGGUAGCUCUUUCAAGUGAAAUAGACAUUGACUGCUAUUGACUUCCACAUAUUUGCACUACUAUCCCCAAUCAGGCUCUCCAAGCCCUUUAUAUGUUUCCACAUUACCCCUCAGUAUUUGGGCAUGUAGUGUAUUUAUCGGUGAAUAAAAGGACCAGGUAUAUAGAGCUAUAUGUAUUUCAAUGCCUGCAUAUAGCUAAAUAGCUAUUCUGCCCUACAAAGUCAAAGUGUAACUACUUGCAUAUUUUGUCAAAAUUUGAGUUUAGUCUGAAAAUGGUCUACUUUACACCUCCUUUAUCUUGUGACAAAGCCGUAUGAUCAAAAUGUUUCCUGUUUACCAAUAUUGCUAUGUCAUAGUGGCAGUAACUACAAACUUUUUCAGCUGCGAGUGGGUCUGGCCUUGGAUCUGAGAACGUUUUGAACACUGUGCCCUGAGUCUGGCAAAACCAAUUACAAUGCAGAGAUUUGUUUUGAAUCAAAGCGGGCAGGGUUUUGAGGGAGUGACGACGAAGCUUGCAACACCAUUGGGAAAGCGCAUCAACUACAAAGAUUGCCGAAUGAUCAGAGCGCCGGCACAGUUUGAAAAAACAACAGGUUGUUCUCAUCAGCAAUCGUCCGAGGUAACGUUCAUCGGGGCCAGACUAAAUUACUCCGGUCUCACAUUUAAGCUGGUUUAUCAGGCUACAAUUUGAAGGGUUUUUUUUCACAGUUUCACUGUUGACGUAGUUGCUGCACUUUGCCUUUGCAGGGCAGUAUUAUUCCAGUAUUACAGUUCCAGUAUUUCGUCCUCCAGUCUUUUAAAAAAGAUGGAUCUUGUAAACAAGCACUGACUGUUCUCAUUUGUUGUUUUUAUACUGUAGAAGUUUAAGUGGAUGCAAACUGGUCAGUCCAUUUCCUAUAGUCAAAUGAAUCAAUAAAU
Messenger RNA from Engraulis encrasicolus (European anchovy), 5496 nucleotides. RefSeq names its product short transient receptor potential channel 4-like. The transcript has 12 exons. Gene Ontology annotation, biological process: calcium ion transmembrane transport; regulation of cytosolic calcium ion concentration. Gene Ontology annotation, cellular component: plasma membrane; cation channel complex. The record is from RefSeq and is a predicted model, not a curated record. Bases 525 to 3701 code for a protein of 1058 amino acids. NCBI's taxonomy places the organism in Eukaryota, Metazoa, Chordata, Actinopteri, Clupeiformes, Engraulidae. Gene Ontology annotation, molecular function: protein binding; store-operated calcium channel activity; inositol 1,4,5 trisphosphate binding.